Messenger RNA from Histoplasma mississippiense, 147 nucleotides. RefSeq lists its product with no specific name. Bases 1 to 147 code for a protein of 48 amino acids. The transcript has a single exon. The record is from RefSeq and is a predicted model, not a curated record. Lineage: Eukaryota; Fungi; Ascomycota; Eurotiomycetes; Onygenales; Ajellomycetaceae.
AUGUCCACUUCCACGACUUUCGAUGGCCUUGGGCCUAUGUUUCGUGUCCCAUAUAUAGAGAAGUCCCGGCUCGUAGGAGGUAGAGCAGAGGCUAGCAGAAGUCGAGAGGCGAGGAAAGUGGGAGGCGGAGAAGAAACGGAAAGGUGA